Messenger RNA from Colletotrichum karsti, 1254 nucleotides. RefSeq lists its product as uncharacterized. Lineage: Eukaryota; Fungi; Ascomycota; Sordariomycetes; Glomerellales; Glomerellaceae. The record is from RefSeq and is a predicted model, not a curated record. Gene Ontology annotation, cellular component: ERMES complex; endoplasmic reticulum. Gene Ontology annotation, biological process: mitochondrion organization; phospholipid transport. The coding region runs from base 1 to 1254 and encodes 417 amino acids. The transcript is spliced from 2 exons. Gene Ontology annotation, molecular function: lipid binding.
AUGGCGAGUCUAUCUCCAGAUACUUGCCCUGUGAAGGCCGAGCCCACCCUCUCCUUUACCCAGGGUUUGAUCCUCGGCCAGUUGUCGGUGGUCCUGGUGCUCGCUGCUUUCAUCAAAUUCUUCAUUUUUGGAGAUCCCCCGUCGCCCGAAGUAACAGCCUCGCUGAGAGCAACGGAACGUCGCUCGAGGACACUUGCUCACAAGCGUUCACUCCUGAGUCUGCGGACAGCCAGUGCUCGCCAGGGCCAGCAAACCCUCAACCGCAAAAAGUCCAGUGUGCUCCGCAAUCCUCCCAACUUGACUAUCGGCUCCAUCUUGAGCAAAACCUACUACAACGUCGACAGCCACCAGCCGGAAAGCUUGGAUUGGUUCAACGUUCUCAUAGCCCAGACUAUCGCCCAGCUGCGCAGCGACGCCCAGCAUGACGACGCCAUCCUUACCUCCCUCACCAAGGCGCUCAACGGAACCUCCCGGCCAGACUUCCUUGACGAGAUUCGCGUAACAGAGCUGAGUCUCGGGGAAGACUUCCCCAUAUUCAGUAACUGUCGUAUCAUUCCGGUAGACGAGGAUGGUUUGAGCCUUGGUAGUGGCAGAACGCUUGAUGCUAGUGCCGCCACGAGGGAGGGAGCAAAACUGCAAGCCCGGAUGGAUGUCGACCUCAGCGAUAUGCUAACAAUGGCAAUAGAGACGAAACUUCUUCUCAACUACCCUAAGAAGCUUAGCGCAGUACUUCCUGUUGCCCUCUCUGUCUCCGUGGUCAGAUUUAGCGGCACUCUAUCGAUAUCCUUCAUCCCAAGCAACCCAUCACAAUCAACCCCCACCAUGAUGACAUUCAACUUUUUGGACGACUACCGCCUCGAUUUGUCCAUUCGAAGUCUGUUGGGCAGUCGUUCGAGAUUGCAAGACGUGCCAAAGAUCGCCCAGCUGAUCGAGGCGCGCCUUCAUCGCUGGUUUGACGAGCGGUGCGUAGAACCCCGGUUCCAGGAAAUCGCAUUACCGAGCUUCUGGCCGCGGAAGAAGAACACUAGGGGACCCGAAGAUGGCCUGGCAGAGACGAACACAUCUGUGGGCCGAGCGAAGGGCAAGGAAAUCGGCCAGGAUCUACGGGCAGAGGCCCGACGGGAGGUGGAGGCCGAGGCAGGGACGCGAACAGGAAGGGAGCAGGAUUCGCUGCGCCGCCGAAGACUCCGAAGCGAGGACGACUUCUCAAUGCCUGGCUCAAUGCCCGGUCUGGACAUGGACAUGAGGACAUGA